GGUUAUACUCUUCGAUGUCCGACAAACGAGGUCUAGUGCUUGGUGUUUAUUCCACUGACGGCCAGGACGAUGUAAGGUUAACAAAAUUCGCUCAAAAGUACAACGAAUCAACCUCUGGUAAACUGCUGGAACAGAUUAAAAUCUCCACUGUUAUGUUCUAAGAAAAAAAAAACACAAAAUCAAGAUUCAAAUAGAAAAUACUAAAAGCGAAAGCGAGAUCUGAGCGAGGUGGUAUUCCAGUUGAAGGUGAUAUAUAAUAUUUCUGACAAGCAGACGGCAAGCACCAUAAAAAGCAAAAAUUGGCAUCGAAAUGACAACCCGGAGGUUGCUGUCGGACGUACAGUCUUCGUCAUCUAGCGCCGGCGAGCCAAUGUCUGGAAGUGGUGGAGGAGGAGGAGGAGUUGGUGGAGGUGGCGGAGGAGGAGGAGGGAAUUCGAGUGAUUCAUUUAUAUUUUCUUCGGGGAAAAAGAGGACAACAGCGAUGAAUGGAAUCCCCACAAGUAUCGAAGACAAGAGCAAUGAUUUUUUAUGUCCGAUCUGUUUUGACAUUAUCAACGAAGCACACAUCACCAAAUGUGGCCACACGUUUUGUCAUCACUGCAUUAUCAAGUCGAUCGACAUGACCAAGAAGUGCCCCAAAUGUAAUUUUACUCUCACUUCCCAGGAAUUCAUUGUGCCGAAUUACUUGCUCAACGAUUUGAUCACCAAGUUUAAGCUGAAAGGGAAACGAAAUGAUUGCAGCAAUACCGAUUCGGGGGAUACGCUUAAGCACUUUCUGGCAUCCGAGUCGAAAAAACUGUCACUUUCCGAUGUGAAUGUAAUGUUGGAGAUACUGAACCAGAGAAAGAUGUUGCUGGAGGCUGAGUCUUGUGCUGCCCAGAAUCGUUUGUUGCACGAGUUUCUCAAACAGUUGUUACAGCAGAAGGAACGCCAGCAGUCGCAAGUGUUGAACGAGAUUGCGUUGAUAAAAAAUGACCUGGUGGACGUGGAAAAAAUUCUAAAGGAGGUUCAGAGUAAUUGUCCCACGGUUGAGGAAGUCGAGGCUAGCGUGAAAGAUGAAAAAGACGAACACGUGGUAGCAAUCAAAAAUGAAAUAAUUAAAAUAAUUGAUAAGAUCGAUACAAUUACCGUCCCGUCGAAUCGCAGCGAAUCUUUGAUCGAAGGUUUCAAUCUGUACAAAACCGAUCCCAACUCGUCGUCUUUUAUGGCUCGCAAGCAACGGAUGUAUCAACAUUUCGAUGAGUUCGUACAGUGCUACUUCGCAGCGAGAAGCGACGAGCUGUACUUUGGGAAGGAUCGUUCGUUAAGUUCUGGUUCUAUGGAUACAUCAACACCAACGCGUUCGAUCGAUACCACGAAAUCCAGUCGAUCGUUGGAUACGUUUCGGGAAAAUCUGAUCAAAUUUUCCAAAUACAGUGCCCUGCGGCCACUGGCAACGUUAAACUACUCGAGUGAGGCGAACUACGUCUCCACUAUCGUAUCCAGCAUUGAGUUCGAUAAAGACAACGAACUGUUCGCGAUAGCUGGGGUAACAAAACGGAUUAAGAUUUUCGAUUACUAUACAGCGAUCCGAGACGCGGCAGCAGAUAUCAACUAUCCUAUCAACGAGAUGGUUUGCAACAGUAAAAUCUCGUGCGUGAUAUGGAAUAACUACUUUAAGGAGGUCCUCGCCUCAAGCGAUUACGAAGGCAUUGUAUCGAUUUGGGACGUAGGCACAAAAUCCAGAACAAAAGCUUACGAAGAGCAUGACAAGCGAUGCUGGUGCGUUGAUUUCAAUGAAGUUGACACGCGUCUGCUGGCAUCCGGUUCGGAUGAUGCACGAGUCAAACUGUGGUCACUGAACGUGGACCACUCGGUUGCCACCAUCGAAGCACGAGCGAACGUGUGCUGCGUUAAAUUCAACCCAAAGAGCUCUUGCCAUUUGGCGUUUGGUUCGGCAGAUCAUUGCGUCCACUAUUAUGAUCUACGUAAUAUUAAGGAGCCACUAUGUGUUUUCAAGGGUCACAAAAAGGCUGUGUCGUACGUAAAAUUUCUGAACACCACGGAGAUCGUUUCGGCGGGUACCGACGGACAGUUGAAGCUGUGGAAUAUCAACUCGCCGCCGUAUUGUCUCCGGUCAUUUACCGGUCAUAUCAACGAGAAGAAUUUCGCCGGCUUGGCUACCAACAAUGAUUACUUAGCAUGUGGAAGUGAAGAUAAUUCGCUGUGUGUUUACUACAAAGGACUCUCCAAGCAGUUGUUCAACCUUAAAUUCAACAACACCGUUCCACGAUCCAUCACUGAGCAAGAGAGGAGCAAUGACGGGAGUGAGUUUGUUUCGGCGGUUUGCUGGCGAAAACAGAGCAAUAUCAUUAUCGCUGGCAAUAGUGAAGGAAUAAUCAAAAUACUGGAAAUUGUUUAAUUUUAACCAAUCUUUUAACAAAAAGAUAGUGUAAUUGUUCAAGUUUCGUACAGGUUAAUUUGUUGCUCCUUUCUUCCUUCCAAACAAAAAAAAAGAAACACCACACGCAAUUCGCACAUAGAGCCACUCGUAUAAAAUUGAAUUCGAACAUUUUAAACGAUGUUGAUAAGGUGAUAGAUUUAACGAUAGAGAUAAAACGCUUUAUUUUGUUAUAAAUUUUUGAACGUUGGGAGUGAUAGUAAUUACGUUUUAGCAGUAUAUAUGACACAAAUUCCCUCCUCGAAGAGGUCGAACUGAAAACAACAAAUAUCGAUUAAUGUCUCCAACAAUGAGUCGUAGGACUAGUUUGUCGUACCAGAAAUAAAAAAAAAUGACUAUGUAGAUCUAGUUUCUAUAUGGGGUCAAUUGAACCAAACGGCCAACACAUGAAAAAACCCUAGUUAACAGUGAGAGAGCAGAAUGGUGGUUAGUUUGAGGUGAAGCAGAAAAAAAAUGUACGAAUUUAUUUACAAGCUUCGUGCACAACCGUAGUUGUCCUAGAAUGCUAAAAGCGAAUGUAAUAUGAUGUAAUAAUGGUGAACCUCUGUAUCAACCGUAUUUUUCUAUCCUAAGAAAUUUAAUUAUUGUGAUGUCAACGAUAAUAUAAAAACCGACUGCACUAAGAGAGAUAAGAAUAAACAAUAACAGCUCGUAUGUCCAUGUAGAAUGGGAGAUUUCUAUGCACCCUGUUUGUGUUAAUUUUCUAUUAAAGUAUCUUGGCCCCCUUGAAAAUGAUGUUAGUUUUUUUUUUCUAAUUUCCGAUAACCGAUAGUCAUUUUGCAUUCAUCAGGAUGACUUUUGUCAGCCUAGUUGUCUAGCGCUUGUAAAUAGCGUUAUGUCAGUUAAUCCCUCAAUGCUAACAAUUGCGAAUUUACAACAUCUCUAAUGGCGGGUUUACAUUAGGGAGAUCUAUAGCUAUAGAUGGAUUUAUUCACGCGAAAAUAGAUGUAAACGGGUGAGAAUAUAUAUCAUAUACUUCUUCGAGGAAUAUAUAACUACUAUGGAUAGAAUAAAUUCAGACAUAUGUAAAUGCUAAUGAAUUUCUCACUGGAGAGAAAUCACUAAAGUUGGAGGCAGUUCUACUUCAGGUCAAUAAAU
This is a messenger RNA of Toxorhynchites rutilus septentrionalis, 3538 nucleotides long. Its product is annotated as E3 ubiquitin-protein ligase COP1-like. The transcript is spliced from 3 exons. Gene Ontology annotation, molecular function: manganese ion binding; ubiquitin protein ligase activity; protein binding. The record is from RefSeq and is a predicted model, not a curated record. Gene Ontology annotation, biological process: proteasome-mediated ubiquitin-dependent protein catabolic process; protein ubiquitination. Bases 311 to 2401 code for a protein of 696 amino acids. Gene Ontology annotation, cellular component: cytoplasm. Lineage: Eukaryota; Metazoa; Arthropoda; Insecta; Diptera; Culicidae.